AUGUACAGCACAGAACGGAGGAGAUGCCGAUACCUAGAAACUCACAUUGGGAUCCUGGUGAUGCUCGCCGCCGGCCUCCUGCUGUGCCGGGCCAAGAAACAGUAUCCUCAACGGCGGGACGCCAGGGAUGGAGAAGGGAUGCCUCUUAAAAGAGAAGAGGGGCGGAGGGAGGCGGGACGGCGGCGGCGGCGGCGGCGGCGGAAGAGGAUUCCCGUGAGCGAUCUGGAGACAGUAGUGACGGGUACUGGAGAGUGGAGACUGAGACCCAGUCGGCCGCCUAUUCCCUUUCCCCUUUCCAUCCCCUCCUCCACUGCAGCUGCCCUGCUGCCCCCUCCUCGGCGAGGCGCCUCACGAGCGCCGCGAGGUCAGCGCGGGAGCCGCGCCCGCACGAGCGCCGCGAGGGAGGUGGCCAAUACGGCGAGGCGCCGCGCCCGCACGAGCGCCGUGAGAUCAAAGUGCAGCAGCAGCCAAUACGGCGAGGCGCAGCGACUGCACGGGCUCCGCGAGGUCCAGGGGCGGAAGCAGCCAAUACGGCGAGCGGUGCCUGUCCGGCGACCAUACGGCCUCCGCGGCGUGCUCGACCUUGCUCCUACGCCUCCUACCCGGGCUGGACCUCCCCCCGGGCGUCGUCCCCACCCGCAUCACCAAGCUCCCCAACGGCGUCCGCGACUCGGCGUCGCCUCCGAGGAUUUCCAGCAAAUUAUUAUUAACACCGAGGCUCCCUGCCGUUCACAGCGUCUUGCCAAGUACAAUACUACAACCAGCUUCUGAGGAUCGAGGAGGAGCUGGGCGACGCUGCGGUGUACGCUGGCCUCAAGUUCGCCUGACUUCCAUCAAAGUGUAAUCAUGUUGUACACAGUACACUGUUCUCCAUCGGCGUCGACUCCCAAGCAUCGGCAGCAGCUGGCAUGACGAGCACUGCACAAGGUCCCUGCUGCCUGCUGACUGUCAAUGGCUCCCUUCCCUGCUGCAGGUAGCAUCUUCACUUAUUCAGUUCAGACAUGCAGAGCAAAAAAUAUGUGGCCAGCUGAAUUCUAAAUAACGACGUCAGUUCAGACAUGUUAAGAGAAUCAGCAGAUUUCAUUGUUAAGAGAAUGAGCUAAUUCUCUGAAAAUCGUUUUGUUUUUCUGUAGCAAAUUAUUGUAUGAAUUGUAAACAUUUGUGCAAAGAUACUGUUGCUCUGAACAUUAUUCAAACAACAGAGAUAGAGCACAGUCUAUUGGUAUAUACAUGAGCAUUAAGCUAGGAGAAUUCUUAGCUAAUCCUUGAUGAGACAUUGGUGUGCUGAAUUAUCUCUGUUACCCACCAUAAUUUAUUUUUUUAUAUGAAAUAUGCAUGCUUGUA
This is a messenger RNA of Triticum aestivum (bread wheat), 1344 nucleotides long. RefSeq lists its product as uncharacterized. Bases 1 to 771 code for a protein of 256 amino acids. Lineage: Eukaryota; Viridiplantae; Streptophyta; Magnoliopsida; Poales; Poaceae. The transcript has 6 exons. The record is from RefSeq and is a predicted model, not a curated record.